This is a messenger RNA of Rubroshorea leprosula, 2603 nucleotides long. The record is from the annotation of a GenBank genome assembly. NCBI's taxonomy places the organism in Eukaryota, Viridiplantae, Streptophyta, Magnoliopsida, Malvales, Dipterocarpaceae.
CGUCCCCACUCUAUAUCUCCUCAGAUCUCUCCCCAAAACCAGGAACCUCCAUAGCCAAAUUAUCCACUUCUUCUGCUCCGGAGAUGCAUUCCACUCUCUCCUUAUCCUUCUCUCAAUCCGCGGCGGCUGUCAUUCCGAGAUCGAGCCUUGCCUCCGUUGAUUCUCCAGCUUUCGCUCAGUCCAAGCCGAUAAACCUCCGGUUCUGUGGACUCCGAAGGGAGGCGUUUGGAUUCUCUUCUCUGAAUAAGUCUUGUUCCCAACGAAUUUGUCUCCCUGCAAAGGGACACGGGAGGAAGGUUUUUGCUUCGGCGGCGGACAAUGGGUCUGCUCCAAAGUCGUUUGAUUAUGAUUUGAUUAUCAUUGGCGCUGGCGUUGGUGGACAUGGAGCUGCGUUGCAUGCAGUCGAGAAGGGUCUUAAAACUGCUAUUAUUGAGGGAGACGUAGUUGGGGGGACAUGCGUAAACAGAGGUUGUGUUCCUUCAAAAGCUCUCCUGGCUGUAAGUGGUAGGAUGCGUGAACUUCAAAGUGAGCAUCACAUGAAGGCUUUGGGUCUACAGGUUUCAGCUGCUGGAUAUGACAGACAAGGAGUUGCUGAUCAUGCAAAUAAUCUUGCUUCAAAAAUUCGCACUAAUUUAACCAACUCAAUGAAGGCACUUGGAGUGGACAUAUUGACUGGUGUUGGUACGAUCUUGGGCCCUCAAAAGGUGAAAUAUGGGAAGGUUGGCUUACCUGAAAAAAUAGUAACAGCCAAAGAUAUAAUCAUAGCUACCGGUUCUGUUCCUUUUGUCCCUAAAGGCAUUGAAGUUGAUGGAAAGACUGUUAUCACCAGUGAUCAUGCGCUCAAAUUGGAGUUUGUUCCUGACUGGAUUGCAAUUGUAGGAAGUGGUUAUAUUGGUCUUGAGUUCAGUGAUGUUUAUACUGCACUUGGCAGUGAGGUAACCUUUAUUGAAGCCCUAGAUCAGCUUAUGCCAGGAUUUGACCCUGAGAUUGGUAAACUGGCCCAGAGGGUGCUAAUCAACCCAAGGAAAAUUGACUAUCAUACUGGAGUAUUUGCGAGCAAGAUCACACCUGCAAGAGAUGGAAAACCAGUCACCAUUGAGCUUAUUGAUGCCAAGACUAAGGAACAUAAAGACACUUUGGAGGUAGAUGCAGCAUUAAUUGCAACUGGAAGGGCUCCAUUUACAAAUGGUCUUGGCUUGGAAAAUAUAAACGUUGUAACCCAACGAGGUUUUGUGCCAGUUGACGAGAGAAUGCGAGUAAUUGACGCAAAUGGCAAUCUGGUUCCUCACUUAUAUUGCAUUGGUGAUGCAAAUGGUAAAAUGAUGCUUGCACAUGCAGCCAGUGCACAAGGAAUUUCAGUGGUUGAACAAGUCACUGGAAGAGAUCACGUGCUUAAUCAUCUAAGCAUCCCAGCUGCUUGUUUCACUCAUCCUGAAAUAAGUAUGGUUGGGUUGACAGAGCCUCAAGCAAGAGAGAAAGCUGAGAAGGAAGGGUUCGAAGUGAGCGUAGCCAAAACUAGCUUCAAGGCUAACACUAAGGCCCUAGCAGAAAAUGAAGGAGAGGGACUUGCUAAGUUGAUAUACAGACCAGAUAAUGGAGAAAUACUUGGAGUUCAUAUAUUUGGGUUGCAUGCAGCUGACCUUAUCCAUGAAGCAUCCAAUGCAAUUGCACUAGGGACACGUAUCCAGGACAUAAAAUUUGCAGUUCAUGCACAUCCAACCUUGUCUGAAGUUCUUGAUGAAUUGUUUAAAUCAGCAAAGGUUAGAGCUCACAAAUCUACCCCGGUAAGUGAACCAGUUGCAGUCUAAAGUUUAUCAUGAUUCAAGAAUCAAAAUACUCUAAAAUUUGAAGAACUUUGCUUGUAUUACGGAGCUUCAGGGAGCCAGGGAGCCAUGCUACUGCAGGUCAGGGAUGAAAUCACGUGUCUGAAAUCUUUUACAGCUUUGUAUCAUGUUUUGUUGAAUUAUUAUCAGAUGAUUUACAUAGAUCAUAGAUCCAUUCAUAACCAUUUGAAUUUGGAAGUUCCCACUUCUAGUUUUGACUUUGUUGGAAAUAAGCAAUGAUAGAUAGUGUUAUAUUUACAUCAAAAUUUUAUCCAUGUAAGUCUAAAGUAAGUGAAUGCGUGGAGCAUGGUAAGGAUUUCCACUUAAACAAAAUUAUUUCUUGAAUCAUGCCUGAUCAGGAUAUUUUUAAGCAUAGAAAAUUGAGUGCAAACUGCACAACAAUAUUCUCUUUCAAGAAACCCUUUUUAUUUUCUCUCUCUUGCCAUUGCAUGGAUGUGGUACUGAAAAGCAUCAAUAGUUUGUCAAUUGCCAGAAAGUUUUCUCAACACGGUAAUUAUAAGCGACAUUGGGUAUGAGAUUGAGAACCACAGAAGUACAUACAAGAUGAACUCUCAGCUACAGGUACAAAAUGUGGAGCAGCACAGGCGAUCAGGAGUCUUUAAAUACGGUCCAUCUGGAACGGAGCGUAGAGAGGGGGUGUUGUAUGGGCAACAUUCUGGCUUGAGAGAUGAGACCAUCUAACAUAAGUUCGAUCAGACUCUUUGAUAGAAAAUGCUUUUGUAACAAGGCACAAACUUGUAGCACUAAUGCAAUAGUGUU